UCCCGAUCCCGCUCCCGGUCCCGAUCCCGCUCCCGAUCCCGCUCCCGCUCCCGCUCCCGCUCCCCAUCCCGGUCCCGCUCCCCAUGCUGCGCUGGCUGAUCGGCGGCGGCCGGGAGCCGCAGGGCUUGGCCGAGAAAUCCUCUGUACAGACAAUUGGUGAAGAGCAAAUACAGAAUCCUUACACGGAGCUCCUUGUGUUGAAAGGCCAUCAAGAUAUAGUACGAUUUCUAGUGCAAAUAGAUGAUUACAGGUUUGCAUCUGCAGGAGAUGAUGGAAUCAUAUUUCUGUGGAAUGCUCAGACUGGAGAAAAACUUCAUGAACUUCAUGGACACACACACAAAAUUACAGCUAUAGCACCAUUUGCUUCAUCAGAUGCUACAGAAGAAAAAACAAAUUUGAUUAUAACAGCAUCAGCUGAUAGAACAGUUAUUGUUUGGGACUGCACUAGUGGCAGACAGGUUCAGAAAGUGUCAAGUUUCCAUUCUACUGUAAAGUGUUUGACAGUUCUUCAAAGACUGAAUGUAUGGUUGUCUGGAGGGAGUGAUCUAUGUGUUUGGAACCGAAAAUUAGAUCUCUUGUGUAAGACCAGUCAUCUUACUGAUGCAGGCAUCAGCGCUUUGGUUGAAUUGCCCAAAAAUUGUGUCGCUGCAGCAGUUGGCAAAGAGCUAAUAAUUUUUAGGCUGAGUUCUUCUAACAAUGGGUCUGAAGGUUGGAAUAUUGUUGAAGUAAAGCGCCUUGUUGACCAUCAGGAUAAUAUUUCAUCAUUAGUCAGUGUUAAUGAUUUGACUUUUGUGACAGGUUCUCACAUAGGUGAGUUAAUAGUUUGGGAUGCGCUUGACUGGACAAAGCUGGCAUCUGAGUGCAACUUCUGGGACUCCUCUGUCCAUCCAGAUGUACAACCAGAAAUAAAGUUAUCCCAAAGCCCUCAUGAAACUUCAGUUCAACACUUAACAUCUGAUGAGGAGUGUGUGUUUGCUGCUGUUGGGAAAGGCAUAUACGUAUAUAAUCUUCAAAUGAAGCGUGUGAUUGCCUGCCAGAGAACUGCUCACGACUCCUCUGUGCUGCACAUUGAGAAGCUUCCAAACAGGCAGCUGAUCUCCUGUUCAGAAGAUGGCAGUGUGCGCAUUUGGGAACUCAGAGAAAAGCAGCAGCUGCCAGCUGAACCAGUUCCAACAGGGUUUUUCAACAUGUGGGGAUUUGGAAGAGCAAACAAGCAGGCAAACCAAGCUGCUAAGAAGAUGCAGGAGAAUACACCUGUGUAUUUCUUGGAGCUAGUUGGUGAUUUGAUUGGUCAUUCUUCAGCUGUGCAGAUGUUCCUGUACUUUGGUGAACUGGGAUUGGCUACAUGCUCUGCUGACCACCUCAUUAUUUUGUGGAAGGAUGGUGAACGAGAAUCUAGCCUCCGCAGUUUAACAUUAUUUAAAAAAUUGGCACAAAAUGGUGAUUUGCAGCUCAGACUUUAAAUUGUUUGAAUACAAACUGUAUACAGGCUGUAUAUAUAUAUU
Molecule: messenger RNA, 1505 nt
Organism: Passer montanus (Eurasian tree sparrow)
Lineage: Eukaryota; Metazoa; Chordata; Aves; Passeriformes; Passeridae
Gene: WDR41
Product: WD repeat domain 41
Exons: 13
Coding region: 84-1463 (459 amino acids)
Biological process (GO): regulation of autophagy
Cellular component (GO): lysosomal membrane
Molecular function (GO): protein binding
Source: RefSeq, a predicted model, not a curated record